AUAUAAUUUAUAAUAUGUAUUGUUAUUGUGAUAUUUCUGUUUUUGAAAAUCUUACGAAAAUAACAAGAAAAAAUAUAUGAGAUUACGUUUCAAUGUUGUUAAUAUUUUUUGAUAGAUACAUAUGUAGCACUGAAUGAUGGAAGCAAACUUCCUCAUAUUACCUCAAAACUUUAAUUUUCAUCAAUUCUGGCGAACGGUUUUCCAACACAAGACAGUCAAUUUUAUGAUAUCUUGGCAAACGUCAGUCGUAAUGCCAAUAUUUCCUGUAUUUCUUAAUGUCUAUGACAUGCACUGGACAAACGAGUACACUUCAAAAAUUGGUAUGGGUAUUUAUCAUUCUGCUGUGGAGGUCCAUGGCAGAGAGUUUGCUUUUGUUGGUCAUGAGUUUGCAUCAACUGGCCUGGUUGAUUUGGAGCCAAAAUCUAUUACAUCGCUUGGAAUGGAGUCAUUUAAAUUUAGGGAAUCAAUUUACCUGGGUGAAACAGAUCUCAAUAAAGAUGAUAUAAGAGCCAUCAUUCAAGACAUGGGAGUUGAUUUUACAGGAUUAUCAUAUCACCUUGUGACCAGAAACUGUAAUCAUUUUUCAUCUGAGUUUGCCAAGUUACUAUGUGGAAAAGAUAUACCAGCAUGGAUAAACAGAAUAGCAAAUCUUGGCUCUCGUUUACCUUGGAUCUACAACUGUCUUCCAAAAGAGUGGUUGACACCUGAACCAGAAGAUCCAAACAUGCUAGUUCAAUUACCGCCUGCAUCAAAUUAAGUUUAGGUCUAUCCUGUCAAAUAUAUUUUAUAUUUCUAUUAAAUCUGCACAGUGAACAAUAAAGUGGGGGUCAUAACAUGACAUGAAAGACAUUUAAAAUAUAUUUGUAGUAUAUCCUUUAAGAAGUAAUUGCUGUUUGGAAAACAAAUUUAUCAAUAAGUUUCUUA
This is a messenger RNA of Xenia sp. Carnegie-2017, 924 nucleotides long. RefSeq names its product deubiquitinase DESI2-like. NCBI's taxonomy places the organism in Eukaryota, Metazoa, Cnidaria, Anthozoa, Malacalcyonacea, Xeniidae. Bases 134 to 757 code for a protein of 207 amino acids. The transcript has 6 exons. The record is from RefSeq and is a predicted model, not a curated record. Gene Ontology annotation, molecular function: deubiquitinase activity. Gene Ontology annotation, biological process: protein deubiquitination.